AUGUAUGAGGAGAAAUUUGGGUAUGUUUUUGUGACAUUUGUAGCUGGUAGGACCUCUGAAGACAUACUUGCAGAAUUAAAGAUGCGUUUUAGAAACACGUAUGUUGUUGAGUUGGAUAUUGCUUCAAAAGAGGAUUUAAAGUAUAUAGAACUUUAUAUUACAGAGCUUCUUUCCAAGAAAUCUGUCCAAACUACCGACGAAGGAGAUGUGUCAGCUGAAUAUUCAGGCGAAAUAGUUGAUAACACUCUAGAUGGGGCAUACACUGAUUUAGAAGACGAUUUAGAUGCUAUUUUCUCCGGUGGAUAUGACAUCUCCAGGAAUGUUGAGCUCAAUAAGGUUCCAGAAGAAGACAAUGAAACUUUAGACACCCAAUAUAGAGAAAAUGACGUACAUGCUGCAACAAGGGGCUUCGAUCUAAACAAAAAGCCAUGGUUUGGAGAUGACUUAUCAGAUCCAUUAUCAUGUGACUGUAGUAGAUUUUUGACAGAGUAUUUCUGGCUAGGUCAAUAUGAUGUUGAAGAGAAAUUUUGA
Messenger RNA from Arachis stenosperma, 531 nucleotides. Its product is annotated as uric acid degradation bifunctional protein TTL-like. NCBI's taxonomy places the organism in Eukaryota, Viridiplantae, Streptophyta, Magnoliopsida, Fabales, Fabaceae. Bases 1 to 531 code for a protein of 176 amino acids. The transcript has 3 exons. The record is from RefSeq and is a predicted model, not a curated record.